Chenopodium quinoa (quinoa) is the source of this 1613-nucleotide messenger RNA. RefSeq names its product protein GrpE-like. The record is from RefSeq and is a predicted model, not a curated record. Bases 227 to 1240 code for a protein of 337 amino acids. The transcript is spliced from 5 exons. Lineage: Eukaryota; Viridiplantae; Streptophyta; Magnoliopsida; Caryophyllales; Amaranthaceae. Gene Ontology annotation, cellular component: PAM complex, Tim23 associated import motor. Gene Ontology annotation, molecular function: protein-folding chaperone binding; adenyl-nucleotide exchange factor activity; protein homodimerization activity. Gene Ontology annotation, biological process: protein import into mitochondrial matrix; protein folding.
ACCCUCAAGUCACAACUCCCACGUAUCCAAAUCAAAAUACUCUCCCCAAAUCCCAAAACGACGAGCAUUAACCAACUUUGCCCCAAUUACGACGUCGUUUCGCACCCCUCUUUAGCUUCUUCUCCAAGAACCUUCUUUAAUCUUCAGACAAUUUCUCCCUUCUCCCUCAAUUCAUCAACCUCAAUUUCUUUCUCUCUCUAAAUUUCUCCAUCACAAAGCGCCGAAAAUGUCGCUAACUAGGGUUUUGGGAAGAGCGUCAAGAACUACGCUUUCCCAAUGUCGGGCCUACUUUCUCUCUCCUCCUCCCCUUCAUCAACACAAUUCCCCUUUCUCUGUCCUAUGUAAUCGAUUCCAUUCUCUUUCCGACGUUUCUAGCAAGGCAUCUCCUUUGCAUAAUGGACUAUGUAGAAUUGUUGCUUUCCCUCAUCGUGAAAUGUCAACCUUUGCAUCUCCUGAACAAGAGCAGGGGACACCUGCUGAGAAUAAAGGAGAUAAUGGUGGUGCUGAUGGUGCAAAGCAAUCAGGUGAGGGAAUUAAUGCAGACAGUGAGACUUCUGCACAAAGUCAAGAAACAGGUUCUACUUCAGAUACACAACCUACGUCUCAGUCUGUCAAAAGACGGAGUCGAGGCACUAAAAUAACUGCCUUUUCUGAUUCAGAUUCCGAGGAAAACAUGGAUGACCUUUCCAAAGAAGAUCUGGUAAAACUUGUGCUGGAGAAGGAGAAAACCUUGGAGAACAAACAAAAAGAGUUUGCUGAAUUUAAAGACAAAUUUCUUCGUAGUUACGCCGAAUUAGAGAAUAUCAUGGAAAGAACACGACGCGAUGCAGAGAACUCAAAGAAAUUUGCCGUGCAGAGUUUUGCAAAGAAUCUACUGGAUGUUGCUGACAACCUUGGCAGAGCAGCCUCUGUAACCAGAGAGAGUGUCAAUAAAAUUGAUGUCUCUCAGGAGACUGUUGGAGCAAUGCCACUUUUGAAAACCCUGCUGGAAGGUGUAGAAAUGACAGAAAAGCAGCUUGCAGAGGUAUUCAGAAAAGCUGGUGUUGAGAAAUAUGAAUCUAUUGAUGAGCAAUUUGAUCCUAACAGGCAUAAUGCUGUGUUUCAAGUUCCUGACAAUUCUAAGCCUCCUGGCACUGUUGCUGUUGUCCUCAAGGCGGGCUACAUGCUUAACGACAGGAUCAUCCGACCAGCUGAAGUUGGUGUUACCAUUGCUGUAGAAAAUAACGAUGCCAGCUCUUGAAGCUCAAGAUAUCUUGUCCAAGCCCCUUCACUAUACCUGAGAAUUUUGUCAAUGCUUGCAAUUGUCUGAAUAUUACAACACUUUUCUGACACUAGGUUAGCAUAGUUGCCUCCGUGGUACUAUUUUUUGUCUCCUUCCCUUGAAAUUUGUUGCAAUUACAACAUAAAUGAGCUUCAAAGCAACAUUUAGCUCUACUUUGUAUUUAUGAAGUGAUCACAGGCUAAGUUUACUGGUGGCUUCAGGAUAGUUACGGGCUAUAGCUUCUGGAUGUCGAGUCAAUUGGGUAAUUAUAAGCAAAAAAUGCAACAAUUAAGGUCAAGUGAUUUGGUAACUGCAGUUGUACUUUACAUGGGUAUAAAAAAUUUAGUCUUAA